AUUGAAAUGUUUUUCUUUAAAUAUUGGAAAAUUAGAAAUUCAGAUUGAGGAGAGAGGAAUGGCUUGGAAGGAGGUCAGCCAGUUUGCGUAAAUACCAAAGCUGUCCUUCUGCUUGGAGUCUUGAGUCUAAUCAGAGUGAUCGGACUACCAAGGCAGAGAGCGAGAGGGAGAAGGAGAAUGAUGGCUCUUCGAGCGGCCAUUCUUCGGCACAUUCGGGUACAUGUCCAAACCCUAGCCCUAGAAUCCCCAAAGGGGCCCGCAUGGGCGCUCUGCAGCUCACUCCGAUCCAUGUCAUCGCACGGCGACGACCACCUCGACAAAGAACAGGUCAUCGACCGCGUUCUCUCCGUCGUCAAGAGCUUCCCCAAGGUUGAUCCUUCCAAGGUGACUCCUGAUGUGCAUUUCCAAAAAGAUUUGGGCUUGGAUAGCUUGGACAAUGUUGAGAUUGUAAUGGCUCUGGAAGAGGAGUUUAAGCUUGAGAUUCCUGAUAAGGAAGCUGAUAAGAUCGACUCGUGUAAUCUUGCCAUUGAAUACAUCUAUAACCAUCCAAUGGCUGGUUGAUAUGAGCAGGGUGGGUUCACUCAUUGAAUUUCAUGGAAAACAAUGAUCUACUCAACAUGUUUUGUUUUACUUAUUGAUUGUAGAAGUAUUAUUAUCCUUGCGGUGGGAUGUGAAAUAAUCCAAAAUCUGUUUAUUCAACUUCAUUAUGCUACUAUUGGAUGUUGUUUGUCAUCUACUUCCAAUGAAUUUAAUGGCAUGCUGACUUCAUUUA
This is a messenger RNA of Malania oleifera, 772 nucleotides long. Its product is annotated as acyl carrier protein 1, mitochondrial. NCBI's taxonomy places the organism in Eukaryota, Viridiplantae, Streptophyta, Magnoliopsida, Santalales, Ximeniaceae. The transcript has 2 exons. Gene Ontology annotation, cellular component: mitochondrion. Gene Ontology annotation, molecular function: acyl carrier activity; acyl binding. Gene Ontology annotation, biological process: fatty acid biosynthetic process. The coding region runs from base 178 to 561 and encodes 127 amino acids. The record is from RefSeq and is a predicted model, not a curated record.